Molecule: messenger RNA, 1632 nt
Organism: Penicillium samsonianum
Lineage: Eukaryota; Fungi; Ascomycota; Eurotiomycetes; Eurotiales; Aspergillaceae
Product: putative MFS transporter
Exons: 7
Coding region: 1-1632 (543 amino acids)
Biological process (GO): transmembrane transport
Molecular function (GO): transmembrane transporter activity
Source: RefSeq, a predicted model, not a curated record
AUGGCUCACUCAGAUUAUAUAGAGACCGACGUGCCCGGCACGGUUUAUUUGGUUGACACAUCUCGCAAUCUACGAGAUGCUGCUCACGCUGGGCGGCAGGAAAUUCUUCUGAUUCCUCAACCCUCCAAGUCACCCGCAGACCCUUUGAACUGGACACGCGUGAAAAAGUUCUGGUCGUUGUUCCUCAUCUCCUUCUAUGCCUGUGUCUUCUCCUUUGGCGAGAAUAAUAAUGGCGCAAGUUGGACAAUGAUAUCAUCCGACACAGGAGUCACACUCAACAACAUGAACGGUGCAUCUGCUCUGAACUACCUGCUGCUUGGAUUUUUCAACAUAAUCUGGAUCCCGUCCGCCAUGAAAUUCGGCCGCAAAAUUGUCUACAUUCUGAGCUUGCUGAUCCUACUUGGUGGCUCGGUUUGGGGUAAAUUCUAUCACGGGACGGCUCAGUACUAUAUUAUGCUUGCAGUUCAGGGGGUUGGCACCGCGGCAUAUCAGGCAUUAAUCCAACUUACUAUCUUUGACAUGUUUUUCGCUCACGAGCGUGGUCGAAUGGUCUCGUUAUACAUAUUUUUCCAGCAGCUCGGAUCAAUCCUAGGUUUGAUCUUGGGUGGAUACAUUGCCGAUGGCAUUGGGUGGCGUUGGAGCCAGCCCAUUGUAGCCAUUACAUGCGGUGUUUUGAUACUGCUCUUUAUCUUCACCUUUGAUGAUACUAUGUUUCCCCGAUAUCGAUUCAACAAUAUUCUCGGCUUAGUCCCUACGGAUGCACCUGUCAAUGGCUUAGAUAAGCCAGAGAAGCACCGAAGGGUUGGGUCACCGGUAUCUACUACUGUAAGCAAUAUUUCAGAAGAACAAUUACCCGCACGGACAUUCCGGCAAAAGGUCACACUAGUUCAUUACUUCCCAGACGAUCAAACUACAUGGCUUCAGUAUUUCCGACGGCCAUUUUACCUUUUUGCAUUCCCUAAUAUCGUACUCGGUGGGAUUCAGUUCGCAUUUGGAUGCACAGCUGGUAUUGUGUCUUUCAACACCAUCUCCGAGAUCAUGACUGAGGCUCCAUAUAACUGGAGCGCGGGGUCUACCGGGCUGCUAUUUCUGUCUGCUCUUAUUGGGAACUUCCUUGGAAUGGGCGUUGGCUCUCUUUCCGAUUGGCUUGUCUUAGUGCUCUCUCGCCGAAACAAGGGGUACAAAGAGCCCGAAAUGCGCAUCUGGGCCUAUAUCUUUCCCUUCAUAUUUGGUGCUGUGGGAUACUUCACGUACGGAUGGGCUGCUACAAAUGGUGAACAUUGGAUCGCAGUUGCUGUAGCUCUGUGCUGCCUCAUUGCCCAACAGGUGUCGAUAACGAGUCUGGCAACGACAUAUGCAAUGGAAUGCUUCGAUGGGAUCUCUGGUGAACUUGUCGUGGUGCUUGCUAUAUGCUCGUCACUGAUCAAUUUCGCCAUCUCCUUCUCCGUUCAGUAUUUUAUCGAGGCGACUAACUACGGAUGGGCCUUUACUUGCUAUGGCAUGUUGGUUGUACUGUCUGUGUUGAUGAGUAUUCCUAUGAUUAUUUGGGGAAAGACAUGGCGUCGCAAGUGCAAGGGAAGAUAUGAGCAGUUCCUGGCUGAGACCGGCCGUGAUCAUAAUCCAGCACUUUGA